Chara braunii is the source of this 4080-nucleotide messenger RNA. The record is from the annotation of a GenBank genome assembly. Lineage: Eukaryota; Viridiplantae; Streptophyta; Charophyceae; Charales; Characeae.
UGACAAGGAAACAGGUCCGGGCUGCCGCAUCUGUCACAGGUCCGGGCUGCAGCGACUGUCAUAGGGUCGGGCUGUAACAGUUGGCAAGAAUACCUAACUGCAUCUUCUGGCGGUCCAAUGGAACCCGACACGAUGGGGCCACAACCGACCACGGGUGAAGCGGGAGAGGAGUACAGGACAUCGCCUGAUCGAGCUCUGAGGGAUCUGAAGGAACGACUUAGGCGAGAAGCACCGCUGAGAUGGGCUGACCAAACCAAUGACGGAGAGUCCGACGUAAGGGGCGAACCAGUUGCGACAGAGCCGCAGGAGGCUCUAAAGACGGGUACCUCGAGCGGACGACGAGAAGCGACGAGGCGACGCUCCCCCGAGUACGAGCGGAGGGACACCAUAGCGGACAGGCACAGAGACGACUGGAGAGAGAGUUUGAGGGAUUCCUAUUGGAGGGACAGAGAUAGAGACAGGGCGCCGCCUAGGCGAGUCUUCGACCCUCAGACAGGGGAGUCACAUCCGCUCCCUUACGAGAGCAAGGAUCGCUAUAUUAUUACGCACAAGGCUUCAGAGCCUCCUACCUUUAGGGGCUAUGGUAUCACAGAAUAUCAGGAGAAGUGGGAGCUUCACGCCACCCGGAGUCAAUGGUCCGAGGAAGAGAUUGUAGAAAACUUCCUAUUUAAUGUGGACCCAAGUCUCGGUAGGGAAGUUAAGGAAGCUCGACCGAAGGAUGGAAAAUCGACUACGUACAAGAAGAACCUCGUUGAGCUUUACAAAUUGGAGAAUAACAAGUAUUUCAUCAAGGAUCUUGAAACAAUGACUCAAGUUGAAGAUGAGAGCGUACGGGCAUUUGGGAUGCGUUUCCAGAAGAUCUCUGACGUGAUGAUGAAGAAGGGGAAGAUCUCAGAGGUCGAGCGCUGUACUAUCUUCAUCGGGCACUUGUCCAAAGAGAUUGUGACCACUACAGGGGCCACGGCCUACCGGGACAAACCUGGAGGGCCCUAUUCACUUCGCUGGGACCGUAGGAACAACGAUUCGUGGAGGAGUGUCGAGGAUAGAAAUCCUCGGACGCUGACUGAUUAUUGUACGAGGGGAAGAAAGAGAGACGAUGAGCCAUGGCGACGUAGGGACGAUGAGAUAGACCGAGACCUCAGAGAUCGCGAGCAGUUUGCGCGAGCAAGGAGGCUGGAUGAUUACCCUCGAAGCCCUCGCUAUGAGGCCGAUCGAGGUAGAGGCGACUCCCGCGGCCGAUGGGAGACAGAUCAGGGCCAACGAGAUGGAUAUAGGGACAACAGAUACGAGAGAUCGGACCGAGAUGGAUAUAGGGACGACAUAUACGAGAGGUCGGGUCGAGAUGGCUACAGAGGUAGUAGGUAUGAAAGAGGAGAUCGGGACUGGGAACGACGAGAUGGGUCGCGCGGACGGUUUGAGCGCAGGGGAGAUGCGAAAGAGCAGCGCGACGAGUCGCGGGGAUGGCACAACCGAGGGGACCGCCGGAAUCAUUCUCGAGGGCAGUAUGAGCAAGGAGGGUCUGGAGGAGACUGCCGCAACGAUUCGCGCGGUCGGAAUGAGAGAGGGGGAUAUGGCGUCUCAUCAGAACCAUAUCCCAAGUCGCCUGACCCAAAGGCAGCCAGGAAUUCGAUCUCGAGGAGCGCAGAUGACAGGCCAUCUACCCCCAGGAACUCGUGCGUCUACUAUAGAGGAGAAGAUCAUAUCAAGAGGGAUUGCCCGGACCUCAAACGGGCAAUAGAUGAAGGACUUGUCGUGCUGGACGACCGCAAGUACGUCAAGUGGGCAGAUGGUCUGAGAGAUGUAUCGAUGUUCCCUUCGAUGAAGGAGAAUGUAGAAGCAAGGAAAGUAAAGCCGAGUAAAGAAAAGGAGCUAGUCAGGAGCCAGAGCAUCAAGAUAACCUUUGAGAUGGAUAUGACGACCACACCCAUAAGGGUGGCAGCCACCAAGUCGGCGAGAGGGUCUACAUCGAAGAAGACUGACACGGAUUACGUGAUGACGGAGAAGGAUGGGCAGCGGGUCGAUGGAGAGGAGGUUAUCCUUUUGCCGCGAAAGCCGGGAGUGAAGAAGUUCUUAAUGAAGAGUUCGCUGGACGAGAUUGACAUGGUCGAGCCACUGAGGCGGGCCCUUCGGCAGCCCAUGCAGUGCUCUAUUCAGGAGUACCUGGCGGCAUCGAAGCCGGCUCGUGAUGAGUUACAGAUGAUCACGCGGAAGACUCGCAUACCCCUAUCGGAGGAGGGUCAAGGGGCCCCUAAGGCGGAAGCUUCUACAGUAGCAGUAACGGGGGUGACUGCCAGAGCGGAUCGCAUGGCGACAGUCUUUCUCGAUGGAAUGGAAGGUGUGCCUCCAGAGAAGUUUUAUACACUUGGUAGCGGGGCCGUGGAGACGAUUAUAAACGAUGGAGCGGUACUCGACGCUGUGAUCGAUAAUGGCAGUGAGAAUGUCAUCAUAGACGAGGACCUGGCAGUACAGGUUGGACUGGGCCUUGACAGGUCGUACCUAUUCGAGAUAGAGACGGCUGAUGGGAGAAAGCAACAGAUCACUGGGGUUUGUCACAAGGCAGCCAUAGAGGUCCAAGCGAAGGAGGAGGAAGAAGUUAUCGCUUUCCUCAAAGAAAAGAUGGUUUCCCACGUUGCGGAGCCGUCUUAUAGCGCUUAUGCUAAUCGAUGGUUCUUCCUACGAAAGCCGAAUGGCAAGAUCCAAUGGAUCCAGGACCUUCAGAAGGUCAACGCGGUGACGAUACGAGACGUGGGCUCCGCGCCACACGCCGAUUUAUUGGCAGAAGGCGCCGCAGACGGAGGCGAGGGCGGGGAAGGCGGUGGCGGAGGCGGUGGCGGUGACAAAGGGGGAGUUGGUGGCGGUGACGAGGGGGAAGAUGGUGGAGGCGGUGAGGGGGGGGGUGAUGGUGGACGGAGCGGGUGCCGUGGCAAUAGGGUUGACGAGCGUGUGAACGGCGAUUUUAUGCCCCGUGGUCGCUUCGUUUUGAAACGGUUGAGACACGGGGGUAGGCGGGAUGACAGUAUUGCGUCUCGUGUACGCAGACGUCGUGUCCACAUUGCGAUCGAUACGGGGCCACGUGACAUGCGGCAGGACCCGGUUGCCAUGUCAGAGGACGAGAUGGGAGAUCCUUCCAACGAGACGCAGCGCGACCCGGUUCAUGCAGAGGAGCUAGCCUCGAACACUGAUAUGAUAGUGACGGAGGAGGAUACAGGGUUCAGGAUCACUCAUCCCCGGUCGCCAGCGCCGGUUGUUGGCACAGAGGAGGAGACGGAGUUAGGAGGACCAGGUCCACUCCGCCAGGCGCAGACUCGGUGCACUCCAGCAGGCGCCCAAGUCCACUCCACAGGAGCGGGUUUGGAGGACGGCGAGGCACAACGUGAACCGCCUCCUAACACGAGUGACGGCAGUCUAGAGGAGGGAGAGGUUGCACCCACUCCCACUUGUGGAAAGGACGGGGAGGAUGAACGUCCUCCGACCGACCACCACGUCGGCCUCGACUGCCCGCCCGACAGUCUUUCGGCCACCGACGAGCUAUUCACCAUGGAUUCCGACUUGGCAUCUCUGCCCGAUAUAUCACUACUGAUAUCUCCCACUUUGCCGGUUGUGGCACCACCGGAGCCUGCUAGACGAGAUGACGAGCGUCGUGACAGAGGGUUCGACGAGUUCGGCGGCGACACUAUACUGCAUCCUCCAGAGUCCGGCACUCCUGCCAUUUUUCAUGUCGGUGCACCGUGGGCGGUGGAGCAGGGGUUGGCGGAGGAGGUAGCACGGAACCGUCUUGGUGGACCGCACGUCGCAACUCAACGUAGUCUGGAAGGUUCACUAGAGGCAGCGUCUGGAGAUUUUUUGGCGCAGGGGGGUCAUGGUUCGCAGCUGUUAUCGGACGGCGUGUCAUCAGUCCAUCCACCAGAGGGAGGCCCACAGCAAGAGCCACAUCGAGGGCCAACAGAGACUUUAGAGGCGAGGCCUCCCGGAGUUAUCCGCUCGAACGGAGGCGAGGGCGUGAGCGAGGAUACAGCGUAGCCAAGGAGCGCAGAUGGUGGACGGUCAUUCAGGGGGGGCAUCGAGCGCAGAGGGUCAUCG